Messenger RNA from Myotis davidii, 4087 nucleotides. It is a transcript of the gene RECK, whose product is annotated as reversion inducing cysteine rich protein with kazal motifs. The coding region runs from base 1 to 2742 and encodes 913 amino acids. The record is from RefSeq and is a predicted model, not a curated record. Gene Ontology annotation, molecular function: protein binding; metalloendopeptidase inhibitor activity. Gene Ontology annotation, cellular component: plasma membrane. NCBI's taxonomy places the organism in Eukaryota, Metazoa, Chordata, Mammalia, Chiroptera, Vespertilionidae. The transcript has 21 exons. Gene Ontology annotation, biological process: sprouting angiogenesis; blood vessel maturation; extracellular matrix organization.
AUGGACAAAGGUGCAUUGUGUUGUGAUCAUUCCAAGGAUAACCAAAUGUGCCAUGAUGUAUGUGAACAGAUAUUCUCCUCAAAAAGUGAAUCUCGACUAAAACAUCUGUUGCAGCGAGCCCCAGAUUAUUGCCCCGAAACAAUGGUUGAAAUUUGGAGUUGUAUGAAUUCAUCUUUGCCAGGUGUGUUUAAGAAAUCUGAUGGCUGGGUUGGCUUAGGCUGCUGUGAACUGGCUAUUACCUUGGAGUGUCGACAGGCUUGCAAGCAGGCAUCUUCAAAAAAUGAUAUUUCCAAAGUUUGCAGAAAAGAAUAUGAGAAUGCUCUUUUCAGUUGCAUUAGCAGAAAUGAAAUGGGCUCAGUAUGUUGCAGCUAUGCAGGCCAUCACACAAACUGCCGAGAAUACUGUCAAGCCAUUUUUCGAACAGACUCUUCUCCUGGCCCAUCUCAGAUCAAAGCAGUGGAAAAUUACUGUGCCUCUAUUAGUCCACAAUUAAUACACUGUGUGAACAAUUAUACCCAGUCUUACCCAAUGAGGAACCCAACAGAUAGUUUAUAUUGCUGUGACAGAGCUGAAGACCAUGCUUGCCAAAGUGCCUGCAAGAGAAUUCUAAUGUCUAAGAAAACGGAAAUGGAGAUUGUCGAUGGCCUCAUUGAGGGUUGUAAGACCCAGCCCUUGCCUCAGGAUCCUCUGUGGCAGUGUUUUCUUGAAAGCUCACAGUCUGUUCACCCUGGAGUCACUCUGCACCCUCCUCCCUCUACAGGCCUUGAUGGGGCUAAAUUACACUGUUGUUCUAAAGCAAACACUUCAACAUGUAGGGAACUGUGCACUAAACUUUAUAGUAUGAGCUGGGGCAAUACACAGAGUUGGCAAGAGUUCGAUCGCUUUUGUGAAUAUAAUCCAGUGGAAGUGUCCAUGUUGACCUGCUUAGCAGAUGUUCGGGAACCUUGCCAGUUGGGCUGUAGAAACCUUACUUACUGUACUAAUUUUAACAACAGGCCAACAGAGCUUUUCAGGAGUUGUAAUGCUCAGUCAGAUCAAGGAGCCAUGAAUGACAUGAAGCUAUGGGAAAAAGGAAGCAUAAAGAUGCCAUUUAUCAACAUACCUGUUCUUGACAUUAAAAAGUGCCAGCCAGAAAUGUGGAAAGCAAUAGCUUGUUCACUGCAGAUUAAACCUUGUCAUAGUAAAUCCCGGGGGAGUAUUAUUUGCAAAUCAGACUGUGUGGAGAUUCUCAAGAAAUGCGGGGACCAGAACAUAAAAUAUAUAAACAGAAGGCCAAGUACUUUAGGUAACAUUGUAGAAGAGGUGACUCAUCCCUGUAACCCCAAUCCUUGCCCUGCUAAUGAGCUCUGUGAGGUAAACCGGAAAGGGUGUCCAUCUGGAGAUCCCUGCCUUCCAUACUCCUGUGUGCAAGGUUGCAAAUUGGGAGAAGCCUCUGAUUUCAUCGUUCGUCAAGGGACUCUAAUCCAGGUGCCAUCGUCCGCAGGUUCGGAAGUUGGUUGUUAUAAAAUUUGUUCAUGUGGACAUAGUGGACUCUUAGAAAACUGCAUGGAGAUGCACUGUAUAGACCUUCAGAAGUCUUGUAUUGUUGGAGGAAAAAGAAAAAGUCAUGGAACAUCCUUUAAUAUCGACUGCAAUAUUUGUUCUUGUUUUGCUGGCAAUUUGGUGUGCUCGACCCGCCUGUGCCUCAGUGAACACAGUUCAGAAGAUGACCGGCGCACCUUCACAGGACUGCCCUGUAACUGUGCAGACCAGUUUGUCCCCGUGUGUGGGCAGAAUGGACGCACCUACCCCAGUGCGUGCAUUGCUCGCUGUGUGGGCCUCCAGGACCAACAGUUUGAGUUUGGAUCGUGCAUCUCAAAAGACCCAUGUAAUCCUAACCCCUGCCCCAAAAACCAAAGGUGCAUCCCCAAACCACAAGUCUGCCUGACGACUUUUGACAAAUUUGGGUGUAGCCAGUUCGAGUGUUUGCCACGACAGCUCACCUGCGACCAGGUCCGGGAUCCUGUUUGUGACAUGAACCACAUGGAGCACAGCAAUCUCUGCACUUUGUACCAGCGAGGGAAGAGCCUCUUGUACAAAGGCCCGUGCCAGCCCUUCUGCAGAGCCACGGAGCCCGUCUGUGGGCACAACGGGGAGACCUACAGUAGCGUGUGCGCAGCCUACUCGGACCGUGUGGCAGUCGAUUACUAUGGGCCCUGCCAGGCCGUCGGGGUCCUCUCAGAGCACAGUUCUGUCACGGAGUGCGCUGCUGUGAAGUGUCCUUCACUCUCCACAGCUGAGUGCAAACCCAUCGUCCCACCCGGUGCUUGUUGCCCAUUAUGUGCUGGGAUGUUAAGAGUUUUAUUUGACAAAGAAAAACUGGAUACAAUUGCCAAGGUAACGAACAAAAAGCCAAUAACGGUUCUGGACAUACUUCAGAAAAUCCGCAUGCACGUGUCCGUCCCACAGUGUGACGUAUUUGGAUACUUCAGCAUUGAAUCCGAAAUAGUGAUCCUGAUCAUUCCUGUCGAUCAUUAUCCCAAAGCUCUGCAGAUUGAGGCCUGCAAUAGAGAAGCCGAGAAGAUCGAAUCCCUUAUCAACGCCGACAGCCCUACCCUGGCAUCCCACGUCCCUCUCUCUGCCCUCAUCAUUUCUCAGGUGCAGGUCUCCAGCACCAUGCCGUCAGCCGGUGUCCGGGCCGGAGCGCCCUUCCACUCUGGCCUCUUCCUCCUCGCUCUGGGCUUCGCCUUGCACACGGUCUAGACAUAACUGACUGCCCAUGAGACAUGCAGAAUGUUCCUCAGUCUAAUUUCCUGCCUGCAGGUUCCAAGUUGGAGAGUGGCCAGGUCAAAGCAUUCAUCACCUCUGUUCACCACACAGUAUUUUUUUUUUAAUCUGCCAAUAUUAGUAGGGGUUUGGUUUGGUUUUUAUAAAUGUUCAAAAAUUUUCCUCCAAAUACUAAUGAAAAGAGGAUGUUUCUUCUGGUGGAUCACUGCCUUCCAAUUUACAGGUUGCUCAUUAGGUGGGUCCCUCACUAAAAUAUGUUCAGUGUCACUGAUGAAUGACAUUGUCACUUUUUAGAAAGAUAACUCACUCGACUGUGGGCUUUGUAUCACAGGAACUUCAUUUUAGAGUUCCUGUCAGUGUUAAGGGCCCCUGGUGUUUGUGUUUGUUUACAGACAAUAACCUACUCCGUGCAGAAGCUGGGGCACAGUGCAGAGCCCCUGCAUUCAAGGAUAGGAUGGAGAUAAAGCAUCUUUGGAACUAUCAUUAGAUCAUCAGGCAGCCUUAACUUACAGCAUUUAAUUUAGGAACCCAUCCAUUGUGACCAGCAAAAGCAAGCUAACCAAAUGGAAUCAGUCUCAGUGGUUACAAGCAUGUGUCUGUGACUUUGGUGAAAGGGAGGAGAUCUAUCGCAUCAAAACAUCUUGCAUUGUGCAUCUUUAUGUUAACCAGAUGUAUAUUCCAUUCUCAGUAUUCAUCGAGGCAAAAAGUUUUUAAACAUCAAUCUUUAAACCAAUUGCUGCUACUUAAAUAAUUGCCAAAAAAUGAAAUAAUUAGUAGCUCAUGUAAAUAAUACAUGAUUUUCCUAUUUUAUUAUGAAGAAGGUGAAUAGCCAUAUUUGUAAAGUGACAAUCAUGUGUACUAACCCAGUACUUUCCGUUUUGAAGACACAUUUGCGUUUGUGGCAUGCACAAUGUAGAUAUGUGUUCUGUCUGACUUUCUUUUCUGAUAUAAAAUUAUAGAAUUAUGGUUUAUAUAUUUAAAAUGUCAAUCUAAAUGUUAAAAUGUUGGCAUGUUGUCUAAGAAAUUGAAUACUUUGAAUGUUUCACAGUUUGAAAUAAGCUAUUCAGUGUAAUACUUUUUUUGUAUGCACAUAAACUUAGAUUUUACAUGAAGUAUUUUUUCAGUAUUAUAUGUACCCUCGGAAAUAUAUAAGGAUAUGCUUAUUAUACCAAAAUGUUGUUUAAACGUGGGCACUUAAGCUUUCAGAAUAUCUCAAUGCCAAUGUAGCAUGUUUGUUGCAAUUCCUUUUUUUAUAUAAAGUCUUCAAUGCAAUAUAUUGGAAAACUUUUAUAUUUUAAUAAAAAUGAUCUUUAUAUGGUUA